This is a messenger RNA of Colletes gigas, 738 nucleotides long. RefSeq names its product acyl carrier protein, mitochondrial (gene ND-ACP). Gene Ontology annotation, biological process: fatty acid biosynthetic process. The transcript has 4 exons. Bases 101 to 673 code for a protein of 190 amino acids. The record is from RefSeq and is a predicted model, not a curated record. Gene Ontology annotation, cellular component: mitochondrion. Gene Ontology annotation, molecular function: acyl binding; acyl carrier activity. NCBI's taxonomy places the organism in Eukaryota, Metazoa, Arthropoda, Insecta, Hymenoptera, Colletidae.
CUCAAUGGGAUAGUACGACACGACACCUGCAGCACGGUAGACUCACGAACGCGAUUAUAGUUUGAGUCCGUCGCUGCAUUUUCUGUUCGUCGUCGAGAAAAUGGCGUCUCUCACUAGUGCCCGUCUCUUGAUGAGAAAUACCGGUACCCUUAGAAAUUCGAUCAGUCGAUUUUGUUUACGAGGCGUCGUCACACAACUUCAAUUAAAUGAGAGAUUUUUCCACUGUGAAAGACGAAGUGCCAUUGCAAAUAUAAGACAGGUAAAAACUAAGAAUAUUCGCUCAUAUUCUACAGAUGACAAAAGUAAGAAGCUUGAAGAACGUGUGUUAAAAGUGGUUGCAGCCUAUGAUAAAAUAUCUGCUGAUAAGGGCAUAAGGGACACUCGAGUCAAGCAGGUGCGUCACUACAGCCAUAAGCCACCUCUAACACUUGACUAUAUUCAGCAGAGAGUACUUUUAGUACUCAAUCUCUAUGAUAAAAUUGAUCCUAAGAAGUUGACUGUGAGCUCCCAUUUCAUGAAUGAUUUGGGCCUGGAUUCCUUGGAUCAUGUAGAAAUUAUAAUGGCAAUAGAAGAUGAAUUUGGUUUUGAAAUACCAGAUAUGGAUGCAGAAAAACUGUUGCGACCUGCGGAUAUAGUGCGCUAUGUUGGGGAUAGAGAAGAUGUUUAUGAUUAAACGUUUUCGUCAUUUUUAACAAUGCAUUAGUCAAUUUUUCUCAUUUCUGAAGCAUUGUACAAACA